Messenger RNA from Toxorhynchites rutilus septentrionalis, 650 nucleotides. Its product is annotated as cuticle protein 16.5-like. The transcript has 2 exons. The record is from RefSeq and is a predicted model, not a curated record. NCBI's taxonomy places the organism in Eukaryota, Metazoa, Arthropoda, Insecta, Diptera, Culicidae. The coding region runs from base 39 to 650 and encodes 203 amino acids.
UGUUUCGUUCCACUUAAAACAAUAUAUCAUUCCCCAAAAUGUCCUUAAAGCUUGCUGUCAUUCUUGCAUCCUUGGCCUGUGCCAGCGCUGGUUAUUUGGAGCCAGCCACACCUUAUGCUGCUGCUCCUCUGGUAGCUCCAGCGCUGUCCUAUGGACACGGACAUUUAAAUUCGGCUCGUCGCUUGGGCCAAAUAGCUGUUCCGGCUGUGUCCUACAACAACUAUGAAUAUCCUGCAUACGCCGCUCCGUGGGCCACAAUGGCUGUUGCCAUCGUCCAGCCAAAUCUGAAAUAUGCACCGGCCGUAUCGUAUUCCAACGACUAUGCUCCCGCUCUUGGCUAUAAUAAACUCGGAUAUUCCUCGUAUGCCGCCCCACUUGAUGCUAAGAAGGUUGUUAUUGCGGAGCCAACUCCUAUCGCUUCUGAUGCUCCAUUGCUGGCUGGCCGUCCAGCUCUCAGCUAUGCUCCUGCUCUGUCCUACAGCAACCUCGGACAUACAUCGUAUGCCGCUCCAUUGGCUGCCAAAACCAUCGCUGUGGCUCCCGGUUCCCCAUUACUGGCUUCCCAUUCGGCCCUGGCCUAUGCUCCAAUCUCUGGUUACGCAGGAUCUUUCGCCCACCACAAGAACCCUUUGAUUAAUUAUGCUUACUAA